CCACAAAAUCAAACCAUAUAAUAGUAAUUGUGCCACGAAGGGGGGUCACAAGCGUCCCCAACACUUGGGAUAUUGUUUUAUUGAUUUUUCGACUCGCGGAAAACACUAUUACGCAAUUUUUCACUUCUCGUCAGAGAGAGAUGUUUGGAUCACUUUUGUAGAAAACUCAGACUGAGAAAGACGGAUUUGUCGGAGCUAUUUUGUACCUUUGUGCAUCACGAAAGGACAGUCAGUGAUUUAGUGCUUUUCACAGGAGAUUUGUUUUUCAAAUUGCAAUGAAGAAUUUACGAGUAUUUUUUGUGCUUAUUGUUGUGCUGGCUAUUCUCGUGAAGCAUUCAUCACCAGCGACAAUAUGGAAGAAUGUUAACACAGUGAACACAACAACACCCAAACCCGAUGAGGUGAAUGAGGAAGUUCUGGAAUUGGCACAUCUCAAGAGUCUCACAUCCCAUGGUGAGGCAAAGGACUUCCCGAGUCUCGAGCAGCAACUCAAUGCUCUGGAGGACCCAAAGAACCAUCGUGGACAGCCUGAAGAGGCUACUGGUUCCAACGAUGUGUCCAAUGAUGUUACUCCAGCCGAAGAUGAGGAAAAAGGCCUCGAAUAUGAGAGUGACAUAAAACCUCUGCUGAAGAACAGCCAUGGGCAGUAUUCGGCCUUCGAUAUGGCACAGUAUGUGUUCUGGACGGGGGAUGAGGCUGGAGUGGCUCGUGCCAUUGAGGAAUUAAUUCAUGAGAACCUCAUUGGUCGAGAAAAGGCCAUAAAGCUUCUUAGUGAGAUUAAGAUGGAAAUUGAGUAUCUUCAGAAGGCCUACGGAACACGAGGAUUAACUCGACCACCUCCAGCUCCAACAACCAUGUCAACCCCUAUUCCCUCCACCACUUCCCCAGAGAAUGAGUCCAAAUCUGAAUUUCUCAGCAGGCUCCGGGGUAUGGCCACAAGUGGACAAUAUGGAAACAUUUUGGAGAGCAAUUCUGUGGACUAUGACGAAGCAGCUGGAAGACUUCGACUAGCAGAUUUUCUCUAUGCCGAAUAUUCCCUCGAGGAGAUCAUCUAUCAACUGGCCAAGGUGAUGUUCUCACAGUCUUUAAACAAAGGUUCUGAGCACGCCCACAUAGCCCUACAACGUCUUACAGAAUUUCUCGAAUCCGAGGGAAAUUAUGGGCGCAUUUCUCCAAGUUUGCAAAAGAAGGUUCUCGAUGUCCUUCUAGCAGCACUCUCAGACACCCUUGCUGAUGUCCAAAAUGCCCAGCAAGCACAUUCUGCUCAUAAGGAGCAGUCGCACAAGUAAACCACAGUUCCUCACUAUCCCUUCUAAACUAAACUUGCCCACUCACCCCAGAAUCACAGAAUAGUUUACGUAGUAGAAAUUCCUUUAUCAUAAAUCUCCGUUGUUGCUUUAUCAGCAAUUGCCGAGCGUCACAAAAAUAUAUUUGAUGGUAAGUCUUUGCAGAGAAAUUGUUCAGUUUAUUUUUGAGCGUUUCUUUCAAAUACAAAUACAGUAAUAUAGAAAGAAUAAAAACUUUUGGUUAUGAAAAUUUGGGAUUGGAUAAAAUGAAGUAUAGUCAAAUGUGCUAAUCCGGACGCUUCGCUAUAUGGAUCGUUUACGACUAAUCGACUUAAAAUAAUAUUUUUAUUUCCGUAAUAUGCCCAACACACAAUAACUUUUGUUUUGUAAACAUGUUUUCGAAAUUGCAUAUGAGAGUGAGCGAGAUGAAUAGAUCUAGAUCUCACUCUCUCUCAAGGGAAGCUCGGAAAACAUGUUUACAAACAAAAGUUAUUGUGUACUGGGCAAUACAGUCACUACAGUAACAUAAUAUAACUAUUCAAGUUUGAGAAAAAGCAAAAAUAAUAUUUUUAUCCAUUAAAUAAGUGAGUGUAAUCGACUUCAAACUUGUGUCAGCUGGGUUCUUCACUAAAAAUUUUCUAGCAGUGAUAUUUUCGCUAAUGACAGCUGGUUGAUUGAAAACAUUUAUUGUUUUUUCCUUGUGAAAAAAGUAUUUUAAAUCCAAAGAUUUAAUUAAAAGUGAAUUAGCCAACCCCCUGGCAAGUUGGCUUUUUUAGAUGGAGCUAUUUGAAGCCAAUUCCUAAAUUGAUCUCGGACUCAGCUCACAGUACUCCGAGGAAAAAAUGUAUUUAAACAAAAAUUUAGUAUAUUUAUCCCUCCAUACGGAAAGGUAUCUUAUAACACGGAAAAGCUUCUCAUCUUUUUCCCAUGAGAAAGUGACUUCAAAUUUCAGGCAACUUGCCAGGGGGUUGGAAUUAGCGAAAAGACGACCCAGUUAGUGCAUGCUGACUUAUUUCAGUAUUAUCAGUAUUUUAUAAAUUUUCUUUAAUAUUUUUGAUAAUUUUUUAUAUUAUGUUUCUGAAUGAAACAGUGAAUAAUUCUAUGGAUUUAGAAGAAGUAAAAAAGAAUUUCAUCAGUCCAAAAACAAGCGUUUAAGUAGCACUCUUCGGAAAACGAUCCAGUUGCCCCACCUUACUAUAGGUGACUUAGAAAAUAGCAUAAAUAUUGCUUUGCCAUAUAAAGGACUAAGGGAAAAUAGGAAACAUUUGAAUUAGGUCACCUUUAAAAUAGUUUUUGCCUAUUUAUUAAUGGAACUGACCUUUACUAUGAUAAUAUUUAAUUUUAGCUCUACAAAGCAAUUGUGAAACUAAAUUGCAUUAUGAUAAGGCUUAGUUCCAUUUUAAAAUAGACAAAUUUCUAUUUUAAUUUUUAAAUUCAAAGUGUGGCGGAAACGGAAACGAAUUUUGGACAGGACCGGAACUUCUGUGGAACACCACCGAUCUCCGCUGCGAUCGGUGCCACUCUGACCGGUCUCACAGAGGAAACAAACUUGUGGAAAGCAGUUUCCACAGUAGCACAGUCACUCGAUACAGAAAGAAUUGAGAAGGAUAGGGAGAUCUAUGAGCUAUAUCUACUCUUAAAUGGGAAGAGGAAAUAAUGGAGUUUUUUUUUGGAUGGUACCGCUACAAAAACUUUCCCAUUUUCCCCUACGUAGAAAAAGUUCUGUGGAGUAAAGCUCUUAAAUAAAAGAGUUAGUCAGACAACUAGAGCCUGAUUAUCACUGACCCUCACUAAACAAAAUGUUGACAAAACAAUAAAUUUUCCCUGCUCAAAAUAGAACUAUAAAAAAAAUGAUUAAGGAAAAAUAGCAAUAUUUUGUCAUAUCUAUAAAAUUAAGGCAAUGCAAAGAAAAUUAUUACCAAAAUUACCACGUACGAUGUUUGCUGAUUGAAGUAACGAUCCAUUGUUUAAAAAAAAUGCUAUUUAGACAAAGAAGGUACGCAUUUUCAGAGACAAAAGAGUGAAGAAUUUUCCUGAUAUAGAAAUAGAUUACACUUCCGCAAUUAUUUUGCCAUUUUGAGGGCUUUUCCCUUCGACAUAGCUGACAAGAGGAAAAUCUGUCGGAAGCAUGUGAAAUUCCUUUAAAGCAGAUUCCACAAACAAAUAUAUAUAUAUUUCAUGUAAAUGAGAAGCAGAGUUUUUCUAAAUGUAUAUAAGAGAAACAAUGAAAAAUAUCAAAUUGAUCUAAACUUAUCUCGUCCAUUUACUAUACACAAUAACUAUAAAUGUCUUCUCGUAUUAGCAGUGCAAAAAAAAAAAUUGGCAAAAGAUCAAUUUGAUUACCAAAUUUUGAGGCUUGAUUGAGAAAUAUUCUAAAAGAAUUCUCCAUCAACAAAAGGUCAUCAUCACAUCAAAUACUAUUGUAAACCAAGAUCAAAAAUGAUAGAUAAUAGAGUUGAGAGGAGACACAAAAAUAGUCUAAGUAAAGAUAAUAAAAACAAAAUAAAAAAAUAUCACUGUAAUUGCAAUAUUAGAAAGUGAAACAAUAGUGUUAACAGAAAAAAAUUAUAUAUGUAACAAUGCAAUGACAAUUUAACAAACGAUAAUAAAGAGACAGAUAUUAGAUGAAAA
This is a messenger RNA of Phlebotomus papatasi, 3917 nucleotides long. RefSeq lists its product as uncharacterized. Lineage: Eukaryota; Metazoa; Arthropoda; Insecta; Diptera; Psychodidae. The transcript has a single exon. Bases 276 to 1289 code for a protein of 337 amino acids. The record is from RefSeq and is a predicted model, not a curated record.